CAUGCGGGGGAAGACUCGCUUCAGGGAAAAGGAGGCUCUGUUCUAUACCUUAUACUAUCCCGAAAAUAGAGUUUGGCAAUUUGCCUCAAGCAUUGCAUCAUGGACCAUCAAGCUAUUUCGAUUAGUGAUGAUCACCAACUCUGUGAGCAAGGAAUUUUAACUCGUGGUUCGUGUCAGCUCGACGAUCAUCGGGGUUUCAGUUCAAGACGACGCUGCCACGACGUCAUCUC
Aspergillus brunneoviolaceus CBS 621.78 is the source of this 230-nucleotide messenger RNA. RefSeq lists its product as uncharacterized. NCBI's taxonomy places the organism in Eukaryota, Fungi, Ascomycota, Eurotiomycetes, Eurotiales, Aspergillaceae. The record is from RefSeq and is a predicted model, not a curated record. The annotation marks the transcript as partial. The transcript has a single exon.